Molecule: messenger RNA, 13463 nt
Organism: Xyrichtys novacula (pearly razorfish)
Lineage: Eukaryota; Metazoa; Chordata; Actinopteri; Labriformes; Labridae
Source: the annotation of a GenBank genome assembly
ACAAACGCCUCCAGCUGACGAACUAAAACUAGAAAUUUAACUAAAUAACUUCGAACCAAAGCUUUGCUGGUGUUUGAGAAGCUAAAUUAAGUUUCUAUUUUAGACGUUGACUGUUAAAGGGAUCCUCAAUUUCCCGUGCUUCUCUUUAAGUAGGCUCGUAAGUUAGCUUUUUAGCAUAUGAAACAACGUUAGCAGUGAGAGUGGUUAACUGUUUCUAUGUCAUGUCAGAGGAAACAGGGACGAGCAAAACAACGCGGUUUGAUCCGCAUGUGAGCAGUUACAGGCCUGCAUCUGGAAAGACACAGGUAAUAAACACCUGUAGGUUAAUAAGAAACCCGAGAGAUAGUUUACUGAAGCUGUGAAAAACCUUUUUUUCCUCUGUAUAUCAGGACAUUUCUCAUGUGCUAUCAAGCACUUUUGAGGACCUUUACACAAGGAACAUCAUUGGGAAAGACACUUUGUCCAACUUGAUCAAGUCGAAGAAUGAAAGCAGCAGCUACCAUGACAGAUAUGUGGAAGAGCUUCAACAGGUGAGGCCAACAGAAGAAAUAUACUGAAAUAUAGGCCUACUGUAGGGGAGAGUGGGGUAAGAUGAGCCAAAGUGUAAGUUGAGCCACCCCCUGUUGCUUGGAAAUGGUAAAAGAAAUGGAUCAUAUGACGAAAUUUUUAGGAGAUGGACAUCAAUUCAUGGAGUCUGUGAAGGUAUGGGUCACGGGGUUAGACAUUUAUUUACAAAAACAACAUUUUUCACCCUUGAAAGUGAAUUUAGUUUGUCAUAAGUUUGAUUAGAAAUGUGUUCAGAUCAAAAAAGAUUAUUUUAAAUUUGUUUUAUACAUCAAUUGUGGUAUUUAUGAGCUACAACAUGAGGUCAAAAACCUAGCAUUAGAGUCCACCAUUUUAGCUUAGUGGACAAAUAAAGUCAUCAUAGUAGUUCUGGGGUAAGUUGAGCCAUUUGGCCCAACUGAGAAAGUAAAGGAGUCUGAUGAGAGGAUCAGAGUUUCGGUUCAGAUUGUUGAUUGUUGACCGUAGGAGACCACUUAUUUGUCAUGCUAUGUUAUCAAGACAGUUCUGUUUACACUCAUUCUGUUGGUUUGCAGGGAUGCACAACAUCCUGAAAUAUAUGCAGAUACACUAGUUGGAGACAAAAUUAUGAUCGCCUUGAUGUAGUGAUCCGAAAUAUGAAAAAUUACUCAUCUUACCCCACUCUCCCCUAUACAAUAAUAUAUCUGUACCUAUAUAUUUUAACCUCACAGGCUCAUUCUGAAUACAGUCGGUGUAUUAAUGAGGCUGACAUGUUGGAGAGUCACAUAAUUCAGGCCAGAGCUCAGGCUGCGACCACAGAGAGGCAGGCUUAUGAGAGGAUGAUGGAGGGGAUGGGAGAGUUUCAUGAUCAUCAAAUCCCCAUCAUAGGUGAGAUGGAAACACACUCAUGAAUACGAUAUGCUGUUCGAAGUCAACAAUUCUUGCUUGCUUCAUUCUAGCUACUUUGAUGAAAGAUGUUACACUUUUCUUCAGUAUAUGUAAUUUGUCAUUUGUAUUCUCAGUCAAAUCAGCCUUCGUCUGGUGUGUGGACAAUGAACUCCUGAGAAGGAACAACCUCAUUUCCCCUCAGGAUUACUUGACUACAGAAAAAACAUAUUUCAAAGCACCACCAGCAAGUACAUGACCCUAUUUAGUACUCUUGUAUUUACUUAUAAAAAAAUAUACGUGCAUUUGGUUCUUGAUUUCACAUAUUAUUCCCCUGGCAGAAAAAUCAAAUCCAGCCAAACCCACCAUUGCUUUCACCAUGCACGUGUCCAAGGAGCCUCAGGAUGAUGGUUAUACUGUAGUUCCUGGUCCAGAAAAAGCAGCACGUGAAAUGGAUGAGUCAAGUAUAACUCGAACAUUUGAAUCCAGCUCUGACGACCCAAAACGGAGUAAAAUAUCCAAAGAGGUAAGGAAUCAAUCACUGAUACCUUUCCAAUACACACCUGGAUAAUUAGAGCAAUGCCCUGUGUGAAAAAAAUAAAAUAAAAAAAAGAAUAUAACAUCUUAAUUUGAACAGCUGAUGACUCCGGUGAAGGGCCAGAUUAUGUACUUUGUUUAUUUGUCAAUCUGUUUCAGAAGCCAAACCAGAACAAACCCAAACCAAAGUGGAAGAAAGAACCAAGUGCCAAGGACAGGGAGGAGGGAUGGGAAAAACGACAAAAGCUUCAAGAGCAACACACCAAUCCUCGGCCUUUUCCCCCAAAGGAUGGCACAUCUCUUGUUCAGCGCAGAGCCAAAGCGGGGAAAAAGGAACGUAUGGGGAACGCAUUGCAGGAGAAAAGGUACCUAAAAGUGCCAGCUAGAUACAGUAAAAGGUCUUUCUCAAUCAAUUCAUGGUAAAUGCUCACCAUUUUCUGACUCUGGUAGCAAAUACUACAUACAAAAAAUCGAUGUUGACAUAGUGUUGAAGAAAUACAGUGAGCAGAUGUCAGCCAAACUCCUUUUCUAUUAAAUGUAAACAUGAGCUCUCUGUACCUGAGUUUGAAAAGCAGCACACCUUUUGUACCAGAGCCGAUUGCUAGGGAUGUGUAACUAAAUAUCCCAGGUAGUGUGUGCUUUAGCGUCCUUGACUGGUGAUAGUAUAUUAGUAUUUCAGAUAAAUCAUUUUGAAGUUCUGGCAAAUGUAAAGCUCUCUUUAAAGUCUUUAAAAAAGUAACAGCUAGUAUGUACAGUAAAGUAACACAGAUGUGUAAAACUGCCAGACUUUGUUUCAGUUUUUGAACAUCUGUGGGAGAACUCAUGUAAGAAACGUUGACUUUAUAUCAAUAUCUGGGCUUUUGAGAGCCUUCUGACAGAAACACACUUAAGUGAAGCCUGUCUGAGUGUGGAACAAUUACCAUCCUGUGCUGUGGACCAAAUACACAGUGAAAAUGACAAGAGUACUCAUAAUUUGAUCAUAGUCAAGCAUAAGAGAUUAACCCUAAACAUAUGGAUUUGCUUAUUAAGAAUUUGUUUUACUUCUCGUGUUUAUGCACUCAGUUUGGAUGAAGGUGAGGAUAAGCUAGCCAAGCUAGCAUUACAAGAGAACAAUAACAAACCCUGUUUUACACAUUUGCAGCACUGGCUUUUAUUAAAAAGAAAAGUUUCUCCUUUAGCAGUUAAAGGAAGCAAAACUAGACGAGUUUGCCUUGUGGUUUUGAUGUACAUAUGAUGUUAGCUCAGUACCGUGCUCACCACAUCCUGUGAAUGUGACUCCAUUCAGAGCAAACAGAGUAAUCAGGUGUUUUUGUGUUGUCGUUUUCUCUGGAAGAUCUAAUGAUGACUCUGUUCCAGUCUUCAUUGCACAGCCCUCAGUGGUGGUUUUCACUGACUACACUGUGGGGUAUGUUUACGAGGUAUGUUUUGAUAACUUACACCUUGUGAAAAUCACAGACAACCCACUGCUUUUCACUGUCCUCUUAUCAGAUCGAAUCUAAUCGACUCGUUCUGUUUCAUCCUAGACUACUCUAGAGUUGAAAAACGCGACAUCUGUGAGCCGUCGCGUCCGCCUCAUCCCUCCUACUACUCCUUACUUCUCUAUUGGCUUGGGUAAGCUCCUGCUGUUGCUCUUAUUGGCCUGUUUAAGCCUGCCCCUAAUGUUAGGAGGAAAUCAACAUGUGUGAAGUGUCAGUGAUUUAGCUAAAAGGAAUGCAGAAAGGUCCCGACAAAUAAGGUCACAUAUCUCAGGAAUUCAGUCAGUGGUUUUUUGGGCAUUCCUGUGUUGCUGUAUGUGAGUAGCAGCGCCACUCAUUGAAAAAGAAGGUGAAUUACUCUCAAAUAAAACAGAAAAUCUAUGAAUAAAUGUGUCUUGGCAGGGAGAUUCCCCGGUGAAGAUGGCAUUGUUGCACCAGGGAUGAGUUGUAAAUACACAGUGCGCUUUGCCCCAGACUCUCUUGGCAACUACGAGGACUUCAUAGUUGUGGAGGCUCAGGCUGAACACCUGUUUGCGGUGCCUAUUGCAGCCGCACGACCCCCUCCAGUGCUCACCUGUGAGUUACAUUACAACAAAGUCCCCUCAUGUUCUUGCUUGUCUCUGUCAUACUCUGCUGGUAUGUUCUCCUUUAUCUAUCAUUGCAGUACCAAAGGUUCUGGACUGUGGAUUUUGUUUCAUUGGAGGAGUGAAGUUUGUUGAGUUUUUUUGUGAAAAUAUUGGGCUCAGCGCUGGGACCUUCUGCAUCAUUCCCAAGAACCAGUGGCCAGCCUCGAACCUCAGGGUAAAAGUCUAUUCAGUGUAUUAUCUGAGAGACAGUUGCAGUUGUAUUCACUCGCUUCUUCUGUUUUACAGUCAGUGGAAAAAAGCUUCUUCUCCGAGCAGCCACCCUUUGCAAUCAGCCCAUCUGUCUUUGUUCUGCAGCCUGGAGAGGCCAUGAUAGUGGAGGUGAGUUAUAGAGCUGAGGGUAAAAAUGUUGAUGAGAUUAUAUGUUUUAUCUACAGAGCUUAAUAAGAUUUCUAUUCAUAGAAAAGCAAAGAUCUGAAGGGAUGCUUUCAAGUUCAAUGGACACACUAUACAUGUUUACACUAUUUGUGUGUGUUUUUGUAUGUAGGUGGUUUUCUUUCCCACCACCGCAGACAGGAGCAGACAGGAUUUCACUCUUGUCUGUGACAACUGCCAGGUUAAAGACAUUUCCAUUGAAGGUAAAUAACAAAGACUUCAAAAUUCCCUCAGUAAUAAGUAUAUUUAAUUGUUUUUGUAUCCACUACGUUCUGUCUUCUCUGUGAUGUGUGUAUUUUCUCAGGUGAGGGCGAGAUGAUUGCACUCAAGCUUGUGUCUGUAUCUGGGGAGGAGGAGCCUCCUGUGUCAGGAGAGAUGCGUGACCUCACUGCUGAGCACUUUGUCCGAUUCAGCCCAUGUAACCCUCACUCUGUGCAGGAGAGGAGACUCAUAGUUAGAAACAACGUGUAAGCAGCACACCCUCACAUAUCAUCACUACAUAGUGUCAAAAAACAAAGUUGUAUGAUAUUUUCUUUUUUUGUGUGACAGCAUCCUACAGUGAAAGAAGUAGAAAAAUCACAUUACAUGACUUUAUCAUCAUUUUUCUCUCUCUGGGGUUGAAGCCACUUGGAGCUUCCUUACCACUGGCAGAUUAUGAAGCCCAACCUGCACCCUCUGCUCCCAGGGGAAACCCCAAAGCCCUCUCUGAUCCAGUUCCACCCAGCCACAGAUGAUGCUUUCCACAUCAGCCCUAUGGCUGGAGUCCUGUCUCCUUGCAAAGAGGAAGAGUUUGUGCUCUCCUUUUGUCCCAAAGAAGUACACAAUAUUUACUGAAAACAAGUCGAUCAAUUAUUUUAUUAUUAUUAAUUUUUUGUACUAAUUCUAUUAUUUACUCUCCUUUAGCUGAAGGAUUACCACAGUGUGUGUCACUUAGUGGUGAGGGAUUGCCCCGAGCUGCCGACAGAGCCCAGUGAAGAUGGGUAAAGCCUGCCCGACUUUGUCUGAUGGUUGUAUAAGUGUGUACUGUAAAUAUCAAUGAUUAGAAAAGGUCAUCAUUUUCAAAGAACCCUGACAUCACUCUUCAAGUUUACUCAACACAAGCUUAUUAAGGGCGCCUUUCAUCUCACAAAGCGUUCGAUUGUGUGUCUGUUUGUGCUUGAAAACCUAGUGUCCUUCAGCCCUUGCGCACUGGCUCCAAAGUGAGUGACGUCAUUGUCAUGGAGAUAGAGGUCAAGGGGUCAACAGAGCCGUACCAGUUCUUACUGGACCCCUAUGCUAUUGUGAUACCUGGGGAGAUUUUAAUUUGCACCACCACCCGCAGGCAGUUCAAGGUCAUUGAAGUCAUUUUUUUCCUAAAAUUAAAUUAAAUGAAAAAUGUUUAGAUUUGUAACAAAUGUGUGUGAUUCUGUCUCUUUUGUGUAUUAGAUGUGGAACCACAGCAAAACCUGCAUCUCUUUUCAGUGGGAGGGACUGAGCAGCAGCAGCAGCCAUGUUAUGGAAGUAGAGCCCUCUGCUGGUAGAAUAGGUGCAUUACAAAUUACAGUGUAGAUUAAAAUAGUGAAAUCUGGGUUCUCUUGCAUAUCCUUAAUUAAUCUGUCUUUUGUGUCUGUGUAUCCAGAGGAGAACGAGUGUUUUGACUUUGACCUGAUUGUAAUUGGGGGGAAACCAGAGAAGCUGGUGACUAGUCUGGUUUGUCACAUUCAGCACUGCGAUGAGCCUGUCACUCUGGCUGUUGAAGUCUCCUUUAAGGUGAGAAAGAAUGAAAACUUACCUGUUGAGGCUAAAAACGAAAGAAAAAGCUCUUCUUUUGGACACAUUCAGCUGCUGUCACAUUGUCUUUGCAGUGUUAAUUAUGUCAACUAUUUUAAAUGUAAUCUUAGUCUCUGGGCUAAAAGGCCUUUUUGUUUUAGUCACAUUUUAAAGUUGUUGUCAACCUUUAGUCGAUGAAAAAAUCAAAACAUUUUUAUUCCAGAUGUAUUUAUAAAACCUGUUGUAUUUAAUCAAAAGUCUAAACAUUUUAGUCAUCACAUUUUUAGUAAAAGUUAUCUGUCUUUACACUGAAAUGACCAAAAAUUGGUAAAAAGGACACUCUUAAUGCUUUAACUUGCGUAAUAUUUGGGAUUUAUUGUCAUAAUUAUCAUUUACAGAAUGAACACUGAUGUGUGUUUUUUUUUUUUAAUAUUUUGUUUAGGGUCCUGUAGUGACCCCCGGAGUGUCUAGUGUGGAUUUAGGGCUCAUAAAGCUUGGGGAGCAGAAGCAGACCACACUCCUCCUCACCAAUACCUCCCCGCUGGAGGCAAACUGGGCCCUGGAAGAAAAGUCCAACAGUCAGCAAGACCCUCAGGUGGGAUGAUAUAGCAACACAUCUGGGAUAAAACAGCACCAAAGUUUAAAGUCAUACUCUUAAAUUUAGUAUUCAUUCUUCACAUCUAUAUGAAUCUCUGUUGUUUAGAUCACAGUGGAGCCCUGCAGAGGUCUGCUGCCUCCUUUGGCUUCCUGCAGCGUGGAUGUGAUAUUCGUGCCAAGUUUCUGUCAGCAGUAUGACUCUGAGCUGGAGCUGACGGUGGAGAAUGGAACAGGAUGGUAAGGGUGUACAAAGCUUCACCACUCCUCUUUGAAAACUAGCCCUUCUGUACGCAUUGUGCUAAAAGACAGCUGAAGCUUAGCGGUGCAGAGAGACCAGUCUGUGCAACAAUCACAAGGUAACUCUGUGACGGAGUCCUGCUGGGAACAAGUAUCACCACCACCUGUGUGUUCUUUGCAGUCACUUGUCAGUGCGAGCAGAUGUGAGGUCUCCACAGGUGUGUCUGCUGAACUGUGAGCUGUGUCUGUCUGAACUCUUCAUCGGAGUGCCCGCUAAGACCUCUGUCACACUUUCCAAUCAGACCCUGCUGCCUACAGACUUCAGCUGGAUGGUAUGCUAACAGUCUUUAUUUACCACUGCGUCAUUUCCAGUGACAGGAUGGAUUAUUAACCAUGUGAAAAACAAAAUUACUGCACGUUUGCAUGCUCUUUUAUGGUAUUUCUUGAAAGUUAAGAAGGUUCCCACUGAGCAAUAGACGGCUAUUAGACAUCUAGUUUUUUUUGUUUGUUUGUUUUUUUGUAGACCUAAUUUCAUCUGUCUAGAUUCUGUAUAUUUUUAGACAGAAUUUAAUAAUAAUUAUAAUAAUAAAUUUUAUUUGAAGGCGCCUUUCUAACAGUCAAGGUCACCGUACAAAUCACAGUAAAAACAGCAUAAAACAUUUAAAACACAUUUAAGAGCAAUAUCAAAUAAAAUAAAAAAUAGAUAAAUAAAUAAAUAAAUAAGGAAAAAGAAAGAGACAGAGAAUUUAGACGUUGCACUUUAACCCAUCAUUCGAUAACAUUUAUUUCAAAAAGCAACUGUGAGUCGCAUAACAGAUCUCCAAGUACUUAACCAAAAUAAUUAUGAUGGCUAUUGAACAAUAUAUGGUGUAGCAUAGAUAUAGCCCAGAUUUAGACUUGGUCUUUUUUAGAAAUGCUCAGUGGGAUGGUUGGAUUUUAAUUGUCACUCACACUAUUGUUGUAUUUUUUGCCAUUGAUAUUGAACUCCAUUUUCAAAUGUCUUCAUAGCCUCUAACAUGACUUUAAACUUGUCCCGCUAGUCUCAGCUUCAGGGUAAACAAGCUGACAUGUGCUCAGCCAGUUUUGAGCCCUCCUCUGGCACACUAGGACCUAAUGCCAACAUGGACAUCACUGUUACUUUUACCUCUCAUACAGAUGUAAGUAUCAGUUGUAAUCUCACAAAAAACUGUACACACUUUGCCGAGACAUAAACAGCUAAAACAAGCACCAACUUUAUUUUUAACUUCUUUGUCCAGCUGGAGCUGACUGAGGUGGCAGCUCUCUGUGAGGUCCAGGACAUGAACUGUCCUCUUGUUCUCAGCAUUGCUGCUUCCAAAAUCAAGAAACUCAGUGUGUGCUAUUCACUGCCAAGUGCGGGGUAUCAAAUUUAGCUUUCAGUCGGAUAUCCAAUCAACCUCUGCUUAAAGAAUGGCUGAUGCAUCACAACAAAACGUGUGCCUACUUUCCUUUUCUUCAAGGUCCACUCUGGAGGAUAAGAGUCCCUCAUCGCUAUUACUGAACUUUGGAGAUGAUGUGGUUUUAAAGAGAGCUGUUGCCAAGCAGUUCCUGAUCACAAAUCAAAGCGCCAUCCCUGCACCUUUCACCAUAGAGGCAGAGUAUUUCAAAUGCCACGUCUCAAGUCCAAGUGGCCUGCAGGAAAAAAGGUACAGAAAUCAUCUCACUGACCUGAAUAUUAGAUCGAAGAAUGACUUUACUGUGACGUAGGCUGCAUUUGUUCACAGGCUCACAUACAAGAAGCCGCUUCACUCAGUUCAGGCUAAGAAAAUAGAGGAAAAAGCACAAGAAGGUUAGCUUCUAGUUUCAAUUUAAAGAGAGUGAGUAAAUACUCCACAGAUUCUGACUGUCAUUUUGUUUCUGGUGUCAGACUUUGUAAGCAGCCUGCUGGCUCAUGGAAAAGGCGCAGCUUUCUUCAUCCUGCCAGCCUCAGGGAUGCUGGGAGCGUUUGAGAGCCAGACUGUGGAUGUCACCGUUUACACAGACAUGUGGGGAGAAUACAGAGAUCACCUUGUGUGCAAAGUAUGAUGCUAUAUGAUGAAAACUAACAGAUAUUUUUAGAGUCAGGAAUGAGUUUCUGCUGAAAGAUUUAGAUCACAAGCAUCAUUGGUGCACAUCCACGCACUCUGAUUCUUAAAAGCCAUUUAAAGAAGUUUUUUUUUUUUGCAGGUGGGGGAUCUUGAUGCCACGCUCAUCCCCAUGCAGAUGACAGUAAAAGGCUGCCCGCUCUAUUUCCAGAUGACUGGUCCAUGUCUUGACAACCAGACCAGAGGACCAACCUUACAGUCUGUUCCUUCUUUAUAUUUCUACAAUUCCAAUCAGCACGAUGAGUCUGCUUUAAAAAAAACAGCUUUUUGUUUACUCCACAAGGUUUGGAUCGCACGUGUCUGGAGGCGACACAGUGUCUCGUUCUCUUCGCAUCAAUAAUCCCAGCAUGUUCGGUGAGCAUAAUCAGUAACCCUUGGAGAUCCUUCGUUUUUCUACACUCAGUCAGAUCCUAGCAGGUCAGAUUUGACCCAUAUGGGUUUGACUGUAUAAAAGCAUGAUAACAUAACAAAAUCACACAGAUUUGAGUUUUAUCUGCUUCACCAACUUCAGACCAAUCUAUUGACACCAAGUUUAUACUUAUUGGUGGAAUUUUUGGUAGCAUUUAUUAUUAUAAGAUGAAAUAUGACCUUAUUUAUGAUUUAAUUAAAACAGAAAUCAUAGAUUAUGUUAAAUACAGUUCAAGCUUUGGGGGGUGGGGGGCCAGGUGGGUGUGGGGGUGUGCCUGGAUAGGUGUCUGAGUGUGUUCAUUGUGCUUGAGAUCACAGAAUUAGGACAUACUGCUCGAUAGCAUUACUCAGUAUCAUCCUGGGUCAAAUUUGACCUGAAGGCCUAAGGUGCUAUUAAUAAAAACUAAAGACCCAUAAUGCAAUGCAGGAGAGUGAUCAUUAAUUUUACUUGUUACUAGUGUAAUUUGGAACCUCAUCUUAAAAUUUCAGCCAAUUAGAUAAAAGAUAACUCUAUUUUUAAGCUAAGUGAAAACAACUUCAGGGUCAAAUAUGACCCUGAAGGUCAAGCAAAGGUUAAAAAAACAAGGAUCUAUGGGUGCUUUAACAUUUAAUCUAAUUCAUUAAAUCAUCUCAGUGGAAAAGACACCAAACUUUGAUCCCCUCUGUGAACUUCCAUGUUAUGUAAUCCUCACUUUUUGAUGACAGAUAUUCGUAUGGACUGGGAAACUUAUAACAUAAAUGAGAAUGAUCGUACACUGGAGACACGGGGAGGGUCCUCUCCUGAGAAAGAAGACAGUGAGGUGUUGAGUGGAGAGUCAAGGGACUCUGAUGGCGACAUUCAAGCAGUGAAGGAAGGAAGUUCAGAGGGAGCAAGAACCCCAACCCAAAGCUCGACUGUGAGACCCUUCAACAAGUACAGCACAGUUACAAAAACUUUGAGCAUGUCAGCAACCCUUUAACUCCGUAUUGGUUAAUCUUAUUGAUCACAGGACAAGGAGGAAAACAUAAACAAGGCUGCCAGUGAGGGAGAGGAAACCUACAACCUCUCAGAUUACCCAUACUGCAUCACUCCUCAGCAAACAGUAUGUGGACUGAAUUGAAGCCCAUUUGUCUUUUAAAACUCUUUUCUUUUUUUUGAGAAAAAUAAUAAAUCUUCUUCUGCUUUUUAACUUCAGGUGAUACCAGCCAAGAGCAGCAGCACAGUCCAUGUAUCGUUCACUCCUUUGACUCUCUCAGGUUCAGUUUGUGAGUCCAAAUGUGUGGGCUUGGCGCUGGGAUUCUUGAGUCUAGACUCUGAGGUAAUAUUUCGACACUACUUAACAACAAAUUUGACUUUUAAAUCCAGGAAAAGGCAAACAACAGAGGACUGGUGUGGCUUGGAUUCUCAUAUUAUUGUGUUGUUUGUGUUAACAGUUGGCUGCCUGUGUCCCGGGUAAAGUAAUAAGAGCUCAGGGUUCGGAUUUGGAGCCUGUCAGAGUGGAUCUACUAGCAGUCGUAAAGCCUGCGCUGUGAGCAAAUACAAUCCCACUAUUUAUGUUAUGAUAAAACUCUCAAUGACUUUGAUUGUAUUUAUGUUUCCUGAAUUAAAAUGAGCUGAGGUUGGGUAAAAGGAGCUCGGAGGUGGUCUGAUUAAGUUGCAUAUCAUCCUCUGGGCUCCCUGUCGCUGUAGGCUGUGUGUGCAGAUGGAGGAGGAUGAAGGGGUGCUGGAGUUCAGAGCCUCGGCCGGUGAUUUACUAAGGAUGGGACAAUCAAAGCAGGAGGUCUGUGUGAAAAACCCACAACACUUAAUCUUCUCACCUCUGAUACGUUGAAGCUCAAGCUUGAGAUGUCAGCCCCAGAUGUCUGUAAUAUUUCUGUUCAGCCAGACUUAUUGGUUGUUUUUUUCUGGUUGUUUUUGUAGCUGGUAGUGCAUGAAUUUGACACCAUUCAGAGCCUCAAGCUGCUUAACAACUCAGAAAUGCCUCUAUACUUCAAACUGAGGACCCAGCCACCAUUUUCAGUGCUUAAGCUGCAGCCUCGAGUGCAGACCAGCACCUCCAGUAACCCUCAAACUGGUGACAGUCAGACUCUGGUGCUGAGGCCACAGCACUGUGUGCAGGUAAGAACUGGAGAAUAAAAAGUCUGGAUUAAGUAGCAGGAAAUUUUGAUAAAGAGUAAUCUGAUUAUUUGUGCUUUUCUCCUCCAGGUAAAGGUGGCCUUCCAUGUCUCUUUGUCCCUCUUGGACCAGGCAGAUGAGGAAGAUCCUCUUGGAGUGACACUGAUCAGCAGUGAAAGUGGGCGGAGGAAGCUGAGGUUCCAGCAAAACCUUCAGAUUCACCACAGCAACAACACGCUCCAGGUGAGCGAUCGAAAGAAAACCACUCAGAACUGUAGAGUCCUUUGCGGAAAAAUAAAACAUUUGACCCCACAGAGCUCACUCCUUCUUCCUCUGUGCAGACAGUACCUCUUUGUGCCCGCUUGGAUCUUGCUACAAUACGUUUGUCUACUGACAGCAUUGACUUUGGAUUCUGCUACGUGGGCCAGACACAGACAGUUGCAGUCAACCUCUAUGGCUAUGGAGCACACACCUACUGGAGACUGAAUAUAGGUAACUACUCGGCUGUCUUCUAUUUUGUUCAGGGUAGAGGAUAUUGACAAAAAAAAUCAUGUUCAAAUAUUUUGAGGGAUUUCGCCAAAAAAUAUAAUUAACAAUUUUGUAGAAUGAGUAAAAAAACGUGUUUGGAAUAUCCUUUUUUUUGGACUACCUUACUUUCUUUAACAGUAUAUUGAUAUUUAUUGUAGAAUGACAGUUACAUUACCUCAUUUACUGUGUUUGCAAAGAUGUCUGUCAGAUAUUUAGACCAUAGACAGUGUAAAAAGAUGGACAACACAACAUCUCUCUGAAAGCAAAACCAAAUUGUCUGCAGCCCCCCUGCUGACUGGCUGCAGUAUGUAUCACAAUGCCAGCCUCCUGCAUUGUAACAGAUGUCACAUGUGUUAGAGUCUUUUUAAGUUAUUAUUCUGCGUUCCAGUUACCUCGGAAAUCAGAUGUCAGAGCUGAGAAUGACUUUACACUCGAGUUGACGGCGUUCCAAUAAACAAGUCUGAAAACCAAGAUGGACGGCUACAGUUACCCACUGUUAGCUGUUGUUUACAAUUGUCAGCUGUCGUUAGCCGUUGUCAGUUGUUGUUAGUUGUCAGCUAUACCAGUUGUAAACAACGCAUAACAGCGUAUUUUACUCUUACAAACACCAUAGCGCUGUGUUCACAGUUAGACGUUGGGCAGCAUAACAAAUACCACUUAUUCAUUUUCACGAAAACAAAACAGAAGUGCUAUUAAAUAACACAUUACAAGAGCUUCCAGUGUUCCUCUUUACUGUUGAUGCACUGCGCUGCCAUCUUGGAUUAUAAUGUUGUUGUCAAGUCGGGGUUGGUGAGGAUCGUCCGACUUUCUGAGUCGGAAAUCCGACUUCAGGGGGGCAUUUCAGGUGAAUUUCCGACUUGGAGCUCGGAAAUCCCGACUUCUGAGUACAACUGGAAUGCAGCAUUAGUAUACAGUCAGUGUGACAGACCCACACGCGGAUGUGUUCACUGUAUUUGUUUGUAUGUAUGUGCAGAGUCAGAUGUGUUCGAAGUGACGCCAGACUUCGGUCUUCUUAGAUCCAAAGAGCGUCAUGUCGGCAGAUGCAGCCAGAGUCUUCAGAUCAGUUUCACUCCCAGGUAACGAGACACACACUGCAAUUAAAACGUUCUACUCUGAGAUUUUAAUAAAACAUGCUUUAAAAUUCUUAAUGCUUGAAUUUCAUGUUCUGCAGUGAAAACAGAGAGUUCAAGUCUACUGUGGUGAUCCACUCUCCUCUGGUGAAGACCCCCAUUUCUCUGCAGCUUCAGGGAGUAGGAUCCUUUGAUGAGGUGCACAGGUCCUGCUAGACACCCUGAUACACAACAGUCUC